AUGAAUAACAAACAAAUUCUCUUAUCUGGUUUGGUUGCAUCAUUCGUCUCAUCAGCUGCUGCUGGUAGUUGGAAUGCUGGUGACACUAUUGCCUUGUUGAUUGGUAUUGCCAUGUUCUUUGUCCUCUUGUUGGCUUUCUUGGGUUGGUUAUCUCGUCGUUCUUAA
Cavenderia fasciculata is the source of this 165-nucleotide messenger RNA. RefSeq lists its product as uncharacterized. The transcript has a single exon. The coding region runs from base 1 to 165 and encodes 54 amino acids. NCBI's taxonomy places the organism in Eukaryota, Evosea, Eumycetozoa, Acytosteliales, Cavenderiaceae. The record is from RefSeq and is a predicted model, not a curated record.